AUGAGUGUUGAUUAUGGGAGCGAUGACCCAUAUUCCGCUACCAGUGGGUUAUUAGAAUUAUUACUUCACGUAUUUGAAAAUCCAGAUAGAGGAACUGGAGUUUAUGUUACUGUCGCCAGAGGGAAAAAUCUAGUUGGAGACAAUUUACCACCAGUUUUCAUUCAUAAUGUCAUUGGGAAACAACUUAAUUUACUUGGGAAAUAUCCUCUUCAUAAUGAUGUAGCACCCCUGAUAUUAUUUGCCUGUAUAUUUCUUGUCAUUACAGUUUUACAUUUUGCUUUGUUUCUGAUCAAUUACAGCAGAGGGCAUUAUUUUAUGUUGAAUCUUAUAUGGGCUUUUACUAUGAUGAUAAGAAUGUUAUCAUUUAUAUUACGAGCUACUUGGGCAGUCAAUAUUGUCAAUGUCAAAGAAGGCAUUGCUGGUGAAGUUUUCUUUGUCAUACCAAACGUGUUGUUAGUAUCUACCAAUUUGAUAUUGGCACAAAGAUUAUUCACAUGGAGACACCCAGUGGGAGGAACAAGAAGAUUAUUUUGGGUAUUUAUGAUCUCACUGUAUUUGCUGGCAGCCAUAAUACUUGCAGUGGCUAUCCUAUCUUCAGCAAUUCCCUAUUUAUACUACUUAUCAACGGAAAGGUUUUUUGUUUAUAUUAAUUUGAACCGAUGGGCAUCUAUUAUGGUUAUAGUUUAUUCGUUGACUGCAACUUCGUUGAUUGGAUUGUCACUUUGGUUACCCACUAAGAAAGAUGAAAAUAGAUACACUUAUCAACCAUGGUGGAUUGAAAGUUUUGCACCAUUUUAUUUUAUUAAAAAGGGUGCAGCACAAGAGGCAGCAGAGACGUUUAUGAAAAGAAAUUCCAACCAUAGACAUGCUACUCGUGUCAUUGCUGCAACACAUCAUCAUUUCAAGGUGGUUAAAGGUUUGUCUAACCAAAGAGGAGAUCUUAAACACAAUGUUUCUUUGGUGAUCAUUAUAAUUUCUACUGUGUGUUUAUUAAUUGCUUCUAUUCUUCGUGCUAUAGUUGUGUUUCAGGCAAGAACUAAUUUUAAAAGUGGACCUGCUGCUGAACCAGUUUCAAUGUAUUUUUCAUGGGGUGUAUUUGAAGUGAUUGUCAACCUUGUUUAUAUUAUAGGAAGAGCUGAUUUGAGAUUCUACAGACCAGACAGAUUGCCAAAGAAAGUUCGUGCUAUUAUAACUGCUGAACAGACAGCAGUAGUAAGUUCUGCUGAAAGUGAAGAAGAAAAUGAUGACGAUGACGAUGAUGAGGAAGAAGAUUAUGAAGAAUAUGCCGAUUAUGAAGACGGCAACCAAGAUGAAUAUGCAUCUGAAUUCCCUGACGAUGAACUUUAUUUCAAGAAUCCUACAGUGGGUCGAGAAUCAGAUAGUGGUUUGACACCAGUAAAUAAUACCAAUUUUGAAAAAAAUUAUAGUACAGAUUCGUACGGAUAUAAUACCCCAAACACUUUUCUUCAAUCUCCACAUGUUGGAAAACCAAAACCUUAUCCUGAUAAUGAUGAAUUUAAAUUUUAG
Messenger RNA from Candida albicans SC5314, 1527 nucleotides. RefSeq lists its product as uncharacterized. The record is from RefSeq and is a predicted model, not a curated record. The transcript has a single exon. The coding region runs from base 1 to 1527 and encodes 508 amino acids. Lineage: Eukaryota; Fungi; Ascomycota; Pichiomycetes; Serinales; Debaryomycetaceae.